Paramecium pentaurelia is the source of this 1586-nucleotide messenger RNA. The record is from the annotation of a GenBank genome assembly. NCBI's taxonomy places the organism in Eukaryota, Ciliophora, Oligohymenophorea, Peniculida, Parameciidae.
AUGAAUUAAAGUAAUAACUCUUACUUCUAUGAGAUUCAAAAUAGAAAUGAUGCUUUAUGGAAAUUAUAGAAUACACUUAAAACAUUUGAAGUUGUACGAUCAUUAAAUUAAGAUCAUCAUCAUAAUAAAAUUUAUUCCAUAAAUGGAUAGGAUGAAUUAAUCUAGAAACCUCAUUAUCAUUUAAAGAAUUAGUAUCUAUUAUCAAAAAAUAAACAUGUAAAUUUGGAAAACUUAAUUCUAAAGAAAACAAUGAAGGAACAUGUAUUAUUAUGAUUAUAAAUUAGUAUUAUGGAUUAGAAUUGAGUACAAAUUAUGAAACUUUGUAUUUAUAUGGAUGUAAGGAUAUUAUAGAUGAAUGGUAUGGUUAUAUUAAGAUUUAUACAAUCUAAAAUGAUUUUCGUAUGAAUUAUGAUUUUAUUAAAUUAACUGGGAAAGGAGCCCAUGCUAAAGUAUACAAAAUUUUUAGUAAGAGAGACAAUCAAAUAUAUGCAGUUAAAGUAUUUAAAAAGAAAAACAUCAGUAAUAAAGUAAUGAAUGAUUUGUAUUCAAAGUUAGGUCUAUUCAAAGAAGUUUAGAUACUAAGAUAAUUAUAACAUAAAAAUGUCAUAAGAUUAAAUGAAGUUUAUGAGAAUGCCAAACAUCUCUACUUAAUACUAGAUUAUUUACCAGGAGGAGAAUUAUUAUAAGCAAUUAGUUCUGCAGAAGUAUAUAGUGAAACUGUGGUACAAGAAUUAAUCUAAAAUUUAUUAAAAGCUUUAGAUUAUAUUCAUUAAAAUAAAAUUUUACAUAGAGAUAUCAAACCUUAAAAUUUAUUAUUAAGAACCUAAAAUAAUAUCACAGAUCUUGUAAUUGCUGAUUUUGGUUUAUCAGAUGAAUAUAAUAAUAGAGGUGAUUAUAUAUUUUAAAGAUGUGGAACAAUAGGAUAUAUAGCUCCAGAAAUAUUGAGAAAUGAAAUCUAUGAUUAUAAAGUUGAUAUAUUUUCUGUUGGAGUUAUCAUGUUUAUGUUAUUAACAGAUUCUAGUCCAUUUGAUGGAAAAGAUACUAAUGAAGUUAUUAAAAACAAUUACUCAUGCAAUAUUGAUUUUUAAUAAUUAGAAAAGGCUAAAAUAAGCACACAUGCAUAUGAUUUUGUUAAAUGUCUUUUAGAAUAAAAUCCAAAUUUAAGACCUACCGCAUAAUAGGCCCUCUAACAUGAUUGGUUUUAUUUACCUAAAAUGGAAACUUUACAAUAUUUUUCACUUUCAUUAAAGAAUAUACCACUCUUAAACAUCAAAAAAAGACCUGAAUUACAAAAUAUUUUAAUUUCUUAAUCUCCUUUAUGGAAUAAUCUUUGUUCUAAGCUUACUCUCUCAGACAGUUCUAAAUCAAAGAAUGCUUCAGAAUGUUUAAGUAUUCUUGAUGACAUUUAAGAUUAAGUAUAAGAGGAGGAAACUUAAGUAGAUUAUAAAUAUAAAUAUAAAUUGAGAUAGGGAAGUAUAGAAGACAAUUUAGAGGAUAUGAAUGAUGAUGAUUUCUAUAAAUAUACUAAAUCUCCAUCCAGUCUACUAUAAAUUUAUCACUUAAGUAUUAAAGGAGGUAGAAAAUGA